AUGGCCAGUGAGAAAAUAGGGCAGUUUCUAUGCCCGCCAAAUGACCAAGAAUACCCGCCUCUUCACCGUGACGUAUCCUACUAUAAUCCUCUUCACACCUUCAGACUGCCCAGAGGCUCGGAUCGACACUAUCAACAACAAUAUGGUGACAUGUACUUUUUGCGCCUUGCAAGGCUGAAGCCGGCCGUCGAGCAGGUCGCAACAGAGGCCUGGGAGGGCUUUACGAUUGCUGGGGAGAAUGCACGUCGAGUGGAACGGGUACUCGAUGUACGGCAAGGAGAGCUAUGCUGGGUUGCAGGAACAGUCUACAUGGAUUUGCCGCUGAAGCCUAACAUUCUGGAUGAUAUUGCAAAAGACAAUUACACAUCCGCGCCACCUCCUCGCCAGACAUACAUCGACCCUACAAACCCAUCCUUGACUCAGGUUAUGCUAGAAGAUGAAUCGGGACGUCUUCGCUUAGCUGGCCCGCUGCUUCGAUCAACACAUCUAGUCACAGGCGUUGUCAUUGCCGCCCUAGGUACGGAGAAUUCUAACGGCGAUUUCGAAGUUAUCGACAUCAAAGUUCCUGAUCUUCCCCGUCAGCCGAAGAGAUGGGAAAGAGACGACAAUGCUUCUCCGGAUAGUAAGCGCAAGCGAGGUCAGGAAAGUGAACACUCCGGUUCAAAUAGGGGAAAGAAGAUUGCUUUCGUCAGUGGCCUGAGGAUGACUGGAACGUCUAGUGAUACUCUUUCUCUGGAACUUUUGACAGAUUAUCUUCUUGGAUAUGCUGGUCCUUCCGACGGGGAAACUGCUGGGUCACAGGCAUCAUCUUCUAGAAUUAGCAGGCUGAUAAUAGCCGGAAAUUCUCUCGGCGAUGCAGUGGCUGCCGAAACUGCUGCUGCUGAUGCUGGAAAUGACAGUGUUGUCACAAAGAAAAAGAAGCAGGUUAAGAAGUAUGGAUAUGACGCGUCGGCCUAUAAUGCGUCGCCUAUUACGCAGCUUGACACCUUCCUUUCCGAGAUACUUCCCAGCAUCCCCGUCACGCUCAUGCCUGGAGAGAAUGACCCCGCCAAUUAUUCUCUUCCGCAGCAAGGAAUUCACAGAGCAAUGUUCCAGAGGGCAAAGGCAUACUCAUCAGAUGCUCAUCCCGGAGACGAAAAUGCUGAACCAGGUUGGUUUGAUAGUGUUACGAACCCAUGGGAGGGAGAUAUCGAGGGAUGGCGAGUCUGGGGCUCGAGCGGUCAGAACGUCGACGAUGUCCUCCGCUAUCUCGAUUUCUCCGAUGAAGAUGAGCGUGGAGAUGCGGCUGAAGAUGACGCAAACGCAAGACUGAAGGUUAUGGAGGCGAUGCUAAGGUGGCGGUGCGCUGUGCCUACCGCGCCGGAUACUAUCUGGAGUUAUCCUUUCCAGACAAACGACCCCUUUGUCCUUCAGUCAUGCCCACACAUCUUCUUUGCCGGUAACCAGCCAAGAUUCAAGACUAUGGUCGUCGAGGGCGAUUCUUCGUUCCGCUUGAACGGAGCAGACGCAGAAAUGACCGAUACCAUGGAAGAUGAUGUCGGUCCGAAGAUCCGUGUUAUGACGAUUCCCAAGUUCAGCGAGACGGGCGAACUAAUAGUGUUGGAUACGGAGACGUUAGAAGUGGAAGUAGUAAGGUUCGGGGCAUUUGCUGGUCAAGCAGAAAGGGAAUAA
Molecule: messenger RNA, 1671 nt
Organism: Paecilomyces variotii
Lineage: Eukaryota; Fungi; Ascomycota; Eurotiomycetes; Eurotiales; Thermoascaceae
Product: DNA polymerase alpha/epsilon subunit B-domain-containing protein
Exons: 5
Coding region: 1-1671 (556 amino acids)
Biological process (GO): DNA replication; DNA strand elongation involved in DNA replication
Cellular component (GO): delta DNA polymerase complex
Molecular function (GO): DNA binding
Source: RefSeq, a predicted model, not a curated record